Acanthosepion pharaonis is the source of this 789-nucleotide messenger RNA. The record is from the annotation of a GenBank genome assembly. Lineage: Eukaryota; Metazoa; Mollusca; Cephalopoda; Sepiida; Sepiidae.
AUGGCUAAUAUCUUUUUCUUUUCUUCUCAAUCUAAAAGUAUCUACAUACUACUGGCUUACUGUUUUUCUCCUCCACUCUCUCUUUAUAUCUAUCUAUCUAUCUAUCUAUCUAUCUAUCUAUCUAUCUAUCUAUCUAUCUAUCUAUCUAUCUAUCUAUCUAUCUAUCUAUCUAUCUAUCUCAUUAUACAGACACACACACAUUAUAUAUAUUUUCAUUUCAUUUUCAAUCUCUCUUCCUACACCUUUACAUCUCUUUGCUCCCAUCUAUCUAUCUAUCUAUCUAUCUAUCUAUCUAUCUAUCUAUCUAUCUCAGUCUGUUCAUAUCUAUUUAUCUACCUCUGUCUUUUCAUACUGCUCAUAUCUAUCUACUUAUCUAUCUCAUUCUGUUCAUAUCUAUCUAUCUAUCUAUCUAUCUAUCUAUCUAUCUAUCUAUCUAUCUAUCUAUCUAUCUAUCUAUCUAUGUAUCUAUCUAUCUCAUUAGCUAGCUCAGUCUGUUCAUAUAUGUCUAUCUAUCUAUCUAUCUAUCUAUCUAUCUAUCUAUCUAUCUAUCUAUCUCAGUCUGUUCAUAUCUGUCUACCUACCUAUCGAUCUAUCUCCGUCUGUUCAUACCGAUCUAUCGAUCUAUCUAUGUACAUCUCCAGUUGCUUUGAUCUAUACACUAUCCUUCUCCUCAUCCUUUCCUCUAUCACUCCUAUCUACUCUCGCUUCUUCUUCUUCUUCUUCUUCUUCUUCUUCUUCUUCUUCUUUCUUCUUCUUCUACAUACUCCUCCGCCCUUUUCAUUACACUGA